AUGGAAAGUGAGCAAAGUGCAUUUUUUGACGCGGAAUCAAAUUUUUGUUCUGAGUGUGGAUCUAUCUUACCUCUUUUGCGAGAAUUCAAUUGUGUUGUCUGUUAUAUUUGUAAACGUGAAUGGGGUCCAGAGAAUUCAAAGAAACGGAAAAUUCAUGAGAAAACGGUUGACCCCAAAGGUCAUCCCUGCAACUUCCCGCUAAUUCCAUACUUAAGCGCUCAGAAUUUCACCUAUUACGCUUUUGAGCUCUCUGAGCUCCAAAACUUGUUGGAAGUUUCAUAA
Cotesia congregata is the source of this 282-nucleotide messenger RNA. The record is from the annotation of a GenBank genome assembly. Lineage: Eukaryota; Metazoa; Arthropoda; Insecta; Hymenoptera; Braconidae.